Molecule: messenger RNA, 1376 nt
Organism: Lycium ferocissimum
Lineage: Eukaryota; Viridiplantae; Streptophyta; Magnoliopsida; Solanales; Solanaceae
Product: protein JINGUBANG-like
Exons: 2
Coding region: 57-1268 (403 amino acids)
Molecular function (GO): protein binding
Source: RefSeq, a predicted model, not a curated record
UUAUAUUCAUUCAGCUCUCUACUUGAACUUUUUCUAACCUUUUCCCUAGCAAAAAAAUGGGGAAAAUUCCAUGUCCUUUGCCCUGCCAAUCCAAGAAACAAUCAACAUAUAUUCACUCAGAUUCAUCUUCAUCUUCUGCCCUUUCAUCACAACCAAGUUUACCAUCAGUUCCUUCAUUAACUCCACCUUCCCCUCAAACACAACUUUUCUCAAACAUAUGUGCAUCCACUUUUAAAGCCCACUCCUCCAUAUUCUGCUUAUCAAUAACCGGAAAACAGUUCUACACUGGCACUUCAAAUGGCGAAAUCCUUCUAUGUAACAUAGACCUUUUAAACCAACAAAAUAAUCCAAUAGUAGUAGCACAAAGUACCAGUUCUGUUAAAUCCAUAGUCAUUUCGGGUGAUAAACUCUUUAGUGCUCAUCAAGAUCAUAAAAUUCGCGUAUGGAAAAUUGACACCUAUGAUCAAACCUACAAGUGUAUUGCUACAUUACCUACGCUUAAUGAUAGGUGUAUGAGAUUAUUUAGCGCAAAAAACUACGUUGAAGUACGUAGACACAAGAAAUGUACGUGGGUACAUCAUGUUGAUACAGUCUCAGCUUUAGCGUUAUCUUCAGAUGGUUCGUUGCUUUACUCUGCUUCGUGGGAUAGAACUUUUAAAGUAUGGAGAACUUCGGAUUUCAAAUGCCUUGAAUCAGUUUGGAAUGCUCAUGAUGAUGCCAUAAACGCAAUAGCUUUGUCGAAAAACGGGUAUGUUUAUACUGGUUCAGCAGACAUGAGGAUCAAAGUAUGGAAGAGGGAAGAAGGAGAAAAGAAACUACACACCCUUGUAGCAACACUAGAGAAGCACAAAUCAGCAGUAAAUGCUUUAGCACUUAGCACAGAUGGUUCAGUUUUGUAUUCAGGUGCUUGUGAUAGGUCCAUAAUUGUAUGGGAAAAAGAUAGUGGUGGAAAUGGCAAGAUGGUGGUUAGUGGAGCUUUAAGAGGACACACCAAGGCAAUUUUGUGUUUGGCUGUGGUGGCAGAUUUGGUAUGUAGUGGAUCAGCAGACAAAACAGUGAGAAUAUGGAAGAAGGGAAUUGGAAAAGGUUAUUCAUGUUUGGCAGUUUUGGAAGGGCAUAAUGGUCCAGUCAAAUGUUUGACUGCAGCUUUAGAUAAUAAUAGUAGUAAGACUAAAGAUGAUUCUGGUUGUGGAAGUUCUUGUGUGGUUUAUAGUGGUAGCUUGGACUGUGAUAUUAAGGUUUGGAAAAUUUGGGUUCCAUGCUUAUAGAGUUUUGAUCUCUUUGAUAUCUCUGUCUCUUGUUUAGAGACUAGUUAAUUACAGUCAUACUAGGAUUUGUUUUUGUACAUAGAUAUGAGAAAUCUUCAUUUGAGCUUC